Vitis riparia (riverbank grape) is the source of this 2625-nucleotide messenger RNA. RefSeq names its product subtilisin-like protease SBT1.1. Gene Ontology annotation, biological process: proteolysis. The coding region runs from base 66 to 2402 and encodes 778 amino acids. The record is from RefSeq and is a predicted model, not a curated record. The transcript is spliced from 2 exons. NCBI's taxonomy places the organism in Eukaryota, Viridiplantae, Streptophyta, Magnoliopsida, Vitales, Vitaceae. Gene Ontology annotation, molecular function: serine-type endopeptidase activity.
CUCUCUCUCUCUGUUGAUUGGUUCUUAGGCCCAUUUCUUCAUGCCUUGCUCCUGAUUUCUGCACCAUGGUGUACAGAAUAUCAUUGUUGCUGCUAGUUUUCAUGGCUGCUGCCACUUCAACUGCUUCAGCAGACAAACAAACAUAUAUAGUUCACAUGGACAAGGCCAAGAUCACAGCUCUAGACAGUAUGCUUGGGAACUCCAGGAAAUGGUAUGAAGAAGUGAUGGAUUCCAUCACUGAAUUGUCAACUGAAGAAGAAGGAGGUGAAGAAGAAACAUCACCCCCUCAGCUCCUCUACGCCUAUGAAACUGCCAUUACUGGCUUUGCUGCGAAGCUCUCCACCAAGCAGUUGGAAUCCUUGAACAAAGUCGAGGGGUUCAUGUCAGCUGUCCCUGAUGAAAUCCUGAGCCUCCACACCACACACUCACCUCAGUUUCUCGGCCUGCACCCCUGGAGAGGACUAUGGUUUGCUCCCCAUUUCACCACAGACGUGAUAAUUGGUGUUAUUGAUAGUGGAAUAUGGCCUGAGCAUGUUAGCUUCCAUGACUGGGGCAUGCCACCGGUGCCCUCCCGGUGGAAGGGUGUCUGCGAGGAAGGCACAAACUUCACAUCUUCCAAAUGCAAUAAGAAGCUUAUAGGAGCAAGAGCCUUCUUCCAAGGCUAUGAGUCCAAAAGGGAAAAAAUCAAUGAAACAGAGGAUUUUCGAUCCCCCAGGGACUCCCUGGGCCAUGGAACUCACACGGCAUCUAUUGCAGCUGGCAAUGUGGUACCUGGAGCUAGCCUAUUCGGCAUGGGCAAGGGCUUCGCCAGUGGAAUGAUGUAUUCAUCAAGAAUUGCCGUUUAUAAAGCUUGUUAUGCACUUGGUUGUUUUGCCUCUGAUGUAUUAGCAGCCAUAGACCAGGCUGUUUCCGAUGGGGUUGAUGUCUUGUCCCUCUCUCUGGGAGGCCGCUCAAGGCCUUAUUAUAGUGACCCCGUAGCUAUUGCUUCUCUAGGGGCGGUCCAGAAAGGGGUUGUAGUUGCUUUCCCUGCCGGAAACUCAGGGCCUUCCGAUUUAUCUGUUUUCAAUUCAGCACCAUGGAUGAUGACCGUUGCCGCAAGCUCCAUGGAUAGAAGCUUCUCUACCAUAGUUAAACUUGGAAAUGGAGAAAUCUUUCAUGGGGCAUCUUUGUAUUCUGGCAAGUCAACUCAGCAAUUGUUGCUUGUUUACAACGAAACUGCAGGCGAGGAAGGAGCUCAGCUCUGCAAUGGAGGUACACUCUCCCCAGACCUGGUAAAAGGAAAGAUUGUUGUAUGUGACAGAGGCAAUGACAGCCCAGUUGAAAGGGGCAAUGCUGGAAAAGGGGAAGUAGUGAAAAUGGCCGGUGGAGCUGGAAUGCUACUGCUGAAUACCGAUGAGCAAGGAGAAGAACUCAUUGCUGAUCCACACAUUUUACCGGCCACCUCUCUAGGGGCUUCAGCAGCAAACUCCAUAAGAAAAUAUUUAACUUCCGGGAAUGCUACUGCCUCUAUUGUUUUCAAAGGGACAGCGUAUGGCAAUCCUGCUCCGGCAGUUGCAGCCUUCUCCUCAAGAGGCCCAGCAUUUGUAGAAGCUUAUGUGAUCAAGCCCGAUGUGACCGCCCCGGGCGUGAACAUAUUGGCCGCAUGGCCACCAACAGUGAGCCCAUCCGGGCUCCAGAGUGACAAAAGAAGCGUUACAUUUAAUGUUCUCUCCGGGACAUCCAUGUCUUGCCCCCAUGUUAGCGGCAUAGCUGCGCUUCUCAAAUCAGUACACAAAGAUUGGUCACCCGCCGCCAUCAAGUCAGCCCUGAUGACAACUGCUUACACCCAAAACAACAAGUGGGCUCCAAUUUUGGAUUUGGGGUUUAAUGGCUCGGAAUCAGCCAACCCAUUUGCAUAUGGAUCAGGCCAUGUUGAUCCCAUGAGAGCCUCUAAUCCAGGGCUAAUUUAUGACAUUACCCAUGAGGACUAUCUCAACUAUUUGUGCAGCCUUAAGUACACCCCUGAACAGAUGGCUCUGGUUCUAAGGGAAAGCUUCACUUGCCCAAAUGACACAGUUCUUCAGCCCGGGGACUUGAACUACCCUUCAUUUGCAGUAGUUUUCGAUAGUGAUGUCCUGAACAACAGCGCCACAUACAGAAGAACUGUAACAAAUGUUGGGCUUCCUUGCAGUACAUAUGUGGUAAGGGUGCAAGAGCCUGAAGGGGUGUCAGUCAGGGUUGAGCCUAGUGUUCUAAAAUUUAGACAUCUCAAUCAGAGGCUGAGUUACAGGGUGAGUUUUGUUGCAGAGAGAGAAAGCUCAAGUUCAGGCGAUGCGGUCUUCGGAUCUCUGUCUUGGGUCUUCUGGAAAUAUACAGUCAGGAGCCCUAUUGCAGUGACUUGGCAGCAGCCUGAAGACUACUGAUUGAAUUUGACACACCUUCAUACUGAUACAACUAGGGUUUUAUGAAUUUAUGAAAAAUAAACUUACUGAAAAAGAGGUAGAAGUCUAAGCUUAUGUCUCAUUCACAAAUUUCAUUUCCCAAAGUUUGCAUUAUGCCCAUCAAAAUUUUGUAGCAAUCAUCAUGGCCUUACUCUGUUUUCCUCUGUUAUAAUAAUGGAAAUGAUUGAAGGUGUUUGAUUUUGGA